This is a messenger RNA of Salvia hispanica, 2077 nucleotides long. RefSeq names its product RNA demethylase ALKBH10B-like. Gene Ontology annotation, molecular function: mRNA binding; demethylase activity. Gene Ontology annotation, biological process: mRNA catabolic process. Lineage: Eukaryota; Viridiplantae; Streptophyta; Magnoliopsida; Lamiales; Lamiaceae. The record is from RefSeq and is a predicted model, not a curated record.
CCCUCGCUUUCAUCACCACCUUUUCCUCUCAAUUUUAUUCCGCUCUCUACAAAUUCUAGACGAAUACAUUUCACAGUUAUAUUUCCAUAAACAAAAUUGCAUACAAAAACACAGCGAAAAGUCGCAACGAUCAAAAUACGAUACUGACCAUCCAGAUUUCGGUCCUGAGAAUCUCUGGUUAUACGCUGACCAGGUUAUUCGGAAUGCCGGCGGCAGCGGGCGUAGCAGCAGCAGUGCAGCGCGAUCGGGCGGCCAUGAAACCCAUGGUGGUUCAGCAGCCUCAGUUGCCGAUGAUGACGGCGGCGUCCGAGGCGUUCGCCAAGGACGCCAUUAUUGCCUGGUUCCGCGGGGAAUUUGCUGCGGCGAACGCGGUUAUUGAUGCGCUCUGCAGCCACCUGACGCAGCUGGAGGACGGCUCUGCCUCCGCUGCGGCAUACGAAUCGGCUUUCGCCGCGAUUCACCGCCGGAGGUUGAAUUGGAUUCCGAUUCUUCAGAUGCAGAAGUACUUUUCCAUCGCCGACGUUACGGCGGAGCUGAAGAAGGUGGUGGAGAAGAAGAGAUCGGAGAAUGACCUGGAGGCGAAGAAGCCUCAGGAAGUGGUGAACGGUGACUGUGCAGAGGCGAUCGACGAGAAAGAGAAACAGAUAGACAGUAAUCAGGAAAAUUCAUUGGCGAGUAAUGAAAAUGGCGGAGGGGAAGUAGUUGAUGAAGAUUUCUCUUCAGAAAUUACAGAUACAGGGUCCCAAGAAGUGCAACCCUUCUCAGAGUCUGUUGAUAUCUGUUCUAACCAUGAACAGUGUGAGGCACGUCGUGCUGAGAUAAAGAUGACAAAAGGUUUUGUAGCAAAGGAACCAGUGAAAGGGCACAUGGUGAAUGUUGUUAGAGGUCUUAAGUUAUAUGAAGACAUAUUCACUGAUACCGAACUAUCUAAAUUGAAUGACUUUGUUAAUGAACUCCGAGUUGCUGGUCAGAAUGGUGAACUCUCAGGAGAAACCUUCAUCUUAUAUAAUCAGCAGACGAAAGGGAACAAGAGAGAGUUAAUUCAGCUUGGUGUUCCCAUUUUCGGGCACGUUAAAGAUACAUUUCAAAGAAACUAUAUUGAGCCGAUACCAGCUCUUCUUGAAGGUGUAAUUGAUCACUUGAUUCAGUGGCGUUUGCUCCCAAAUAAUAGGAAACCAAACAGUUGCAUCAUCAACUUCUUUGAUGAGGGGGAAUUUUCUCAGCCUUUUCUAAAACCACCCCACCUGGAGCAGCCUCUUUCUACCCUCCUCCUCUCUGAAUCAACAAUGGCCUUUGGCCGCAUGCUUGUGAACGACGGUGAAGGGAAUUACAGAGGGCCUCUAAUGCUCUCUCCAAAAGAAGGGUCUCUUUUAGUGAUGAGGGGAAAUAGCUCGGAUACAGCAAGACACGUCAUGUGCUCCUCUCCAAACAAGAGGGUGAGCAUCACUUUCUUCAGAGUCCGAGCGGAGAUAGAAAGCCAUGCAUCAUCGGAGAUGACCACUUCAUCCAAAGCACUGACUGUAUGGCAACCUGGUGUCCCUAUGGCGAAUAACUAUGGGCCGGUGAAUAUGAUGCCCAGAUGGGGUCUUGUCCGUUCUCCCGUUGUAAUGUUAGCAGCCGCCCCCAUGCGCCCAGUGAUUGUGAAUCCCAGAAAGAUCCAACGUGGCGGUACUGGGGUAUUCUUGCCAUGGAAUGUUGGUUCGCGGAAGCAUGCAAAACAUCUCCCACCGCGUGCCCAGAGAGGCCGGUUUCUGGCUCUACCUCCCCCAACCGAUGCUAAAAAAAAUGAGAAGUGAGACAAGUCUUAAAAGAUGUUUGUUGUAAGUUAUGUAUUGCAUUUUCUAGAGUAAUUUGGUGAGAAACGAGGCUGCUUUCUCUUUUUAUUUCUUUCUUUCUUGUAGACAGCUCUAGGGUGUUAAUGUUGGUAUCAUAUAUAUCCAUGGUCAAGGCUACAGGCUCCAGAAAGAGUUGAACCUGAAGCCAAGAGGAUGUUGUUGAUAGGGUUAUAUAUUGUAUCGAAUUUCUUUCUUUUGGGGGAUUAUGAUAUAUUGAGGAAGCAGGUAUUUCUUUUUUUGUC